CUAAGAGAGAGCGACUUCGUGCUUCUCUCCUGUCCGCUGACUGAUGAGACCAGACACAUAAUUAAUGCGAACACGUUAAAGUUAAUGAAGAGAAACGCCGUUCUCGUUAAUAUUGGAAGAGGAGGUCUCGUUGAUCAAGAAGCAUUAUACAACGCACUCAAGCACGGUGAAAUAUUUUCCGCGGGUCUGGAUGUUGUCACUCCUGAGCCGCUGCCUAAAGACCACCCUCUUCUUACACUUCCAAAUUGCUUCAUAGUGCCACAUUUGGGCAGUGCAACAAUUGCCACGAGGAAUGCAAUGGCAACAAUAUCAGCUAACAACGUUAUGCACGCGCUACAAGGACAACCAAUGAUAUAUCCAGUGUAUAAGACAUAACCUAAAAAAUAUUCAUCGAAGUUUUUAUUAACUACUCGUAGAUUCUACUGUUUUAUCCAUAUUAUUAGUGAAUUAUUAUAGUAAAUUGUACAGAUUAAAAAUUGUUUCUCUUUUAA
Papilio xuthus (Asian swallowtail) is the source of this 491-nucleotide messenger RNA. Its product is annotated as glyoxylate reductase/hydroxypyruvate reductase-like. NCBI's taxonomy places the organism in Eukaryota, Metazoa, Arthropoda, Insecta, Lepidoptera, Papilionidae. The transcript is spliced from 3 exons. The record is from RefSeq and is a predicted model, not a curated record. Gene Ontology annotation, cellular component: cytosol. The coding region runs from base 85 to 375 and encodes 96 amino acids. Gene Ontology annotation, molecular function: glyoxylate reductase (NADPH) activity; NAD binding; hydroxypyruvate reductase (NADH) activity.